Messenger RNA from Silurus meridionalis, 1491 nucleotides. Its product is annotated as olfactory receptor 52B2-like. The transcript is spliced from 3 exons. Lineage: Eukaryota; Metazoa; Chordata; Actinopteri; Siluriformes; Siluridae. Gene Ontology annotation, molecular function: G protein-coupled receptor activity; olfactory receptor activity. The record is from RefSeq and is a predicted model, not a curated record. Gene Ontology annotation, biological process: G protein-coupled receptor signaling pathway. Gene Ontology annotation, cellular component: membrane. The coding region runs from base 1 to 1491 and encodes 496 amino acids.
AUGGAGCAGCAAUUUUCCAAUAACACGUUCAGUUUCAACCUUCAAAUUGCAAAAUUUGAUAUUCCUUCUCAAGCCAUUUAUCCUGUUUUUAUCAUUGGAGCACUGAUCUAUUUGUUUGCAGUGUUCUGUAAUGUAGCAAUACUAACUUUAAUUGUUACACAGCAAAGCCUCCAUAAACCUAUGUUUUACAUUUUGUUCAGUCUUCCGCUUACAGAUUUAAUGGGAAUUACAUGUGCUUUGCCAAGAGUUCUUCUGGAUAUUGUUACACAAACAAAUACAAUAUAUUACCCGACAUGUGUCCUGCAAGGUUUUUUGCUUCAUAUAUAUGGAAGUAGUGUACUUUUUAUCCUAGCAGCCAUGUCAUUUGAUCGAUACAUUGCAAUAUGCAAGCCACUCAGAUAUAACUCAAUUAUGGGUCCAUAUACAGUUGGUGGUGUGAUUGCACUGGCUUGGGGCCUUGCUGUUGCUGUGAUUGUUGUCUUGUUUUCUCUUCAGGCAAGACUUACAAAAUGUAAGACAUUUAUUUUUAAUGUGUAUUGUAGCAAUAAUACACUGUUACAGCUCUCAUGUGCUGGUGACCUCACCGUGAACAAUGUUUAUGGAUUAGCAAUGACAGGAUUUGUGCAGGCCAUUAGUGUGAGUAUUCAGUUAUUCUCCUAUAUACAAAUUCUUAAAGCCUGUCUUUCCAACACACAAUUUGAUGCAAGAAGUAAGGCUGUAAACACAUGUUUAGGACAGAUAAUUGUAUUUGUAAUGUAUGAAAUAGUUUCUACCUUUACUGUACUUUCAUAUCGCUUUCAGAAUAUACCACCAAAUGCACAACAAAUAUGUGGGAUGCUGAUUUUUACUGUUCUUCCGGUUUUUAAUCCAAUUAUAUAUGGAAUGAAAACAAGAGACAUUAGAAAUUCAUUUAUCAUAGUGUUAAAAAGCGAAGGUGACGGCACAGCAUGCCAGUUCCUGGGGCUCGGAAAUGGACUUCCCAGAGGGUUUUUGAGAGGGGUUGUCCCUUUCUCCAACCUCACCUGCUCGGUCCAGGACUCGCUCAAAGGCUUGGAAGCACAGCCUACUGCGACGAGAGCAUUAGCUCCCCUUUUCUUCCUCCGAGGAGUUAAAGGAAGUUGUGACCUGUGCCUUUGCCAAGCUCGAUAUAACUUGGCAGCUAAUGAGCAGAAAGUCCCUCUAUCCAGUAAGCUGGAUGAGCGCUUUCUGACACCGGUGUCGCAACCUCCAGGUUCUUUGGCGAUUCUGUUAACGAGGUGGUCAAGUGGUUUCAGGAGAGCAAAAAGCAAACAGCAGCGUUCCAGCGGUACCUCCUACACCACUCUCACGGGGCUGCUCAGCGGGUGCAGCUCCAAGCUCAACCCAGCACCUUCUAUCGGGAGGCACAAAAGUGUCAAAGUCCUGGGAAGGACCUUCUCUGUUAACCCUGUAGUGAUCCAGAAGUCGUCAGCGCCUACGUCAAGGCUCCUAGAGUCGCUUCAGGGCACAUAA